AACGACAGUGCAUCAGCAGCGCAUUCGACAUAGAAAAUACGUCGACGUAGACUCCGUCGACGAUUCCGACUAUGACCCGGCAGGCAUCCAGCCAUCGAGUACGGACAGUAUGGAGUUUGAAUCGGACGGCCCGGACGCAGAGAGCGACCAUGCUGAAUUGGAGGUACCGCCGACCGACUGGUCGACUGAGAGAAGGACCGAAAGUGAAAAAAACGGAAAAACUGAUAGAAAAGGGACUCCACAAAAAGCGAAGAAUUUCACGAAAGCCGUCGCACAUAACAAGCCACCGGGGGGAGCUGUCAUUAUUCCUAAUGGUGUCGGAGUCCAACUAAAAGCGAAGCCGAUCACCACACAACCUGUCACACCAUCGGUGAAUAACGUGAGCUCUGUCGCCGGAAAGCCCGUAGCUCCCAUGUCAAAGGAUGAGAACUCGGUGCCCGGAGCGCCAGCUGCGCCAGGUGCACCAGCUGCGAAUGACGCGAAAUCUGUUCCCGGAAAGUCAUCAGCGCCCUCUGUCAAGGAUGAAAAGUCGAUGGAUGGAAAGCCACCGGCGGCUUCUUCGAAUAGCGCAAAAUAGGUGACCGCUGGGGCCGCCCUACAUUAAGCUCGAUGGUGUGGGUGGUAGCAUUGAAAUGUUAUGUAGGACGCCUAUAUGCAAUUCGACCUUGGCUCAUUAUCACUGCGAUUUUUUCGCAAUUAUUAAAUAGUGGGAGAUAUUAAAUAAUUAAAAAAAAAAUUAAAAUAAUAAUGAAAUUAGUGCAAAAUAAGUGACCGAUUGGGCAGUACCGCCCUGCAUAAAUAAAAGGCGUCCAUGGAAAUCAAGUUCUGCUCGAUACGAAUGACGGUAAUCCUAGAUCUGUGCCUGCGUGACCCGUGUGAGUGCCAGCUAAGGCAAUUAGCAGAUAUGAUGAUAGACUUUGUAGCGCUCGAUGGUGUGGCUGGUGACAUUGACAUGUUAUGGAGGUCGGCUAUACGUCAUUCGACUUUGUUUCACUGCGAUCAGCAUGAUUAACAAAAUUAGUUAACAAUUAUUAAAUAGUUGAAGUUAUUAAAUUAAUUUAUAAAAUAAUUAGAGUAAUAAUUAAAUUGGAUAUAAUUAUAAAUUAUAAAUUGGUAAAAAUUAGAAUAAUAAAAAAACACCUGAUCAUAGGGGUGAUAUAACUCGUUACACUUCUUAAUGCCUCGUAAUAAUCUUAGCAAACAUAAUUAUCAUGUAAAUCAUCGAAAACAUAAUAUAUUUAUUCUUGUGAUUACGGGGUAUCGGUUCGUGAGACUUAAUUGUACUUUAGCCUUAUAUACUAACUAUAUUUAUCAUGUAUUUUGUUAUUUUGUAAUUAAUCAAUUUGUCCAUGUUUGUUGUACGUGCGAUGUUAAAGUUUCACUCGUGUUGUUAUUGCUCAUUUUACUAAUGUCGAAAUCCUGCACGUAGCAAUGAUAGCUUGCUUAAUUACCGUAAAUAAAUAAAUCGGUACUUAGUUAUCCAAGA
Messenger RNA from Priapulus caudatus, 1486 nucleotides. Its product is annotated as oleosin-B6-like. The transcript has 4 exons. The record is from RefSeq and is a predicted model, not a curated record. Bases 110 to 577 code for a protein of 155 amino acids. Lineage: Eukaryota; Metazoa; Priapulida; Priapulimorpha; Priapulimorphida; Priapulidae.